Molecule: messenger RNA, 3406 nt
Organism: Chinchilla lanigera (long-tailed chinchilla)
Lineage: Eukaryota; Metazoa; Chordata; Mammalia; Rodentia; Chinchillidae
Gene: Clca1
Product: chloride channel accessory 1
Exons: 14
Coding region: 40-2775 (911 amino acids)
Biological process (GO): chloride transport
Molecular function (GO): intracellularly calcium-gated chloride channel activity
Source: RefSeq, a predicted model, not a curated record
UCUCCCUAAGCAACAUUGUCCCAAGUGAGACGCACAGCCAUGGGAUCAUAUAAGAGUUCUGUCUUCAUCUUGGUCCUUCACCUUUUAGAAGGGGCCCUGAGCAAUUCCCUCAUUCAGCUGAAUAACAAUGGCUAUGAAGGAAUUGUCAUUGCAAUUGACCCCAAUGUACCAGAAGAUGAAGCACUCAUUCAACAAAUAAAGGACAUGGUCACUGAGGCAUCUCCAUACUUGUUUGAAGCUACAGAGAAAAGAUUUUAUUUCAAAAGUGUUUCCAUUCUGAUUCCUGAAAACUGGAAGACAAAACCUGACUAUGUGAAACCAAAACUUGAGACCUACAAAAAUGCUGAUGUUCUGGUUGAACCGAAUCAACCCGGUAAUGAUGAGCCCUACACCGAGCAGGUCGGAAAGUGCGGAGAAAGGGGUGAAAAGAUUCAUUUCACUCCUGACUUCUUAGCGGGAAAGAAAUUGGAUCAAUACGGACCGCAAGGCAGGGUCUUUGUCCAUGAAUGGGCUCAUCUACAGUGGGGAGUAUUUGAUGAGUACAACAAGGAUGAGAAAUUCUACUUAUCCAAAGGAAAACCCCAGGCAGUAAGAUGUUCAAAAGAUAUUACUGGAGAACAUACAGCACUUAAGUGCCAGGGAGGCAGCUGUUUUGAAGGAAAAUGCAAAUUCAACAAAUUAACAGGAUUGUAUAAUAAAGAAUGUGAGUUCAUACCACAUAAGCAACAGACUGUGAAGACUUCCAUAAUGUUUGCACAAAGUAUUGAUUCUGUGGUUGGGUUCUGUACCAAAAAAAACCACAAUAAAGAAGCCCCAAACAUGCAAAACCAAAAAUGCAAUCUCCAGAGCACAUGGGAAGUGAUCAGCAACUCUGAAGACUUUAAGAAAACCACGCCUAUGACAACAAACCCACCCAACCCCACCUUCUCCUUGCUGCAGAUUGGACAAAGGGUCGUGUGUUUGGUCCUUGAUAAAUCUGGAAGCAUGGUGAAUGGUGACCGCCUUAACCGCAUGAAUCAAGCAGGCAAGCUUUUCCUGCUGCAGACUGUGGAGGACCGGACCUGGGUUGGGCUGGUGACAUUUGACAGUAGGGCCCAAGUACAAAGUGAACUGAGACAGAUAACAAGCAGCACGGACAGAGAUGCACUCUCCAAAAGGUUACCCACCAUAGCUUCCGGAGGAACGUCCAUCUGCACUGGCCUUCGAUCAGCAUUUACUGUGAUUAGGAAGAAAUACCCAACAGAUGGCUCUGAGAUUGUGCUGCUGACAGAUGGGGAGGACAACACUAUCAGCGGGUGCUUUAAUGAGGUGAAGCAAAGUGGAGCCAUAAUCCACACAGUCGCCCUAGGGCCCUCGGCAGCUAAAGAGCUGGAGCAGCUGGCUCAAAUGACAGGAGGUUUGCAGACAUAUGCUUCCGAUCAAGCUCAAAACAAUGGCCUCAUUGAUGCUUUUGGGGCCCUUUCCUCAGGAAAUGGAGCCGUCUCUCAGCGCUCCAUCCAGCUGGAGAGUAAGGGAUCAACCCUCAAGAACCUUCAGUGGAUGAAUGGCACAGUGACUGUGGAUAGCACAGUAGGAAAGGACACUUUGUUUCUUAUCACCUGGACAACGCAGCAGCCCCAAAUUUUUCUCUGGGACCCCAGUGGAACGAGACAGAAUGGUUUUGUAGUGGACACAGCCACCAAAAUGGCCUACCUCCAAGUCCCAGACAUUGCGAAGGUUGGCAAUUGGAAAUACAGUCUGCAAGCAAGCUCACAAACUGUCACUCUAACUGUCACCUCUCGUGCAUCAAGUGCUACCCUGCCUCCAAUUACAGUGACCUCCAGAAUGAACAAAGACACAGGCAGAUUCCCCAGUCCUAUGGUAGUCUAUGCAAAUAUUCGCCAGGGAAACUCACCAAUUCUCAGGGCCAGUGUCACAGCUGUGAUUGAAUCAGCAAAUGGAAAAACAGAUACCUUGGAAUUACUGGAUAAUGGAGCAGGUGCUGAUGCUACUAAGAAUGAUGGUGUCUACUCGAGGUAUUUUACAGCUUAUGAUACAAAUGGAAGAUACAGUGUGAAAAUAUGGGCCCUGGGAGGAAUUAAUACAGCUGGACAGAGGGCAGUGCCCCAGCCAAAUGGAGCCAUGUAUAUGCCUGGCUGGAUUGAGAAUGGUAAAAUAAAAUUGAAUCCACCAAGACUUGAAAAUAAUAAGACUGAUGUUCAAAAGAAACAAGUGUGUUUCAGCAGAACAUCGUCAGGAGGUUCGUUUGUGGCCUCCAAUGUCCCCAAAGCUCCCAUCCCUGACCUCUUCCCACCUUGUCAAAUCACCGACCUGAAGGCAAAGCUCCAUGGGUACAGCCUCAUCAACCUGACUUGGACAGCUCCUGGUGAUGAUUAUGAUCAUGGACAAGCUUCCAAGUAUAUCAUUCGAAUAAGUACAAGUAUUCUUGAUCUCAGAGACAAGUUCAAUGACUCAGUUCAAGUAAACACGACAGAUCUCAUUCCAAAGGAGGCCAACUCUGAGGAAAUCUUUGUGUUUGAACCAGAAAACAUUCCUUUUGAAAAUGGCACGGAUCUUUUCAUUGCUAUUAAGGCUGUUGACAAGGCCAAUCUGGAAUCCGAAAUAUCCAACAUUGCCCAAGUGUCUUUGUUUAUCCCUCCUGCUCCAGAGACACCUAGUCCUGAUGCUUCUACUGUUCCUUAUCCUAAUAUUAGUAUCAACAGCACCAUUCCUGGCAUUCACAUUUUAAAAAUCAUGUGGAAGUGGCUAGGGGAAUUGCAGCUGACGCUGGCCUAACACUGAAUUUUCAUGAGACAAGGAAAAUAAAUGAUCAUGCUAGUGAUUAGAACCUUUUCUAAAAUCUACUUCAGGCUUCCUGCAGGGGGCGAUAUAACAAAACGCUAAACAACUAGGAACACAAGUAUAUGUAUGCAUUCUCUCCCUUGAAAUCCAAAUGUUUAAUCAUUGUUAGGUCUUUUAAAAAUGAUUUUGAAUUCUAGAUAAAAGAAGCAUUUUUAUCAAUGUAAGAGGCUAUCUUUUAAAUCAGUUUUAAGAAGCUUUGCCUGCUAAAAAGGACAUGCAAUUGCUGUUAAUCUAAUGAGUAGCUAAACGAUUUUGUUUUCAUUUAAACGAUGCCAGAAAUGCCCAAGCUAAAUUAUAUAAAGCAUGACUUGUAAUAUAUGAGAUUAGGAAUGUGUCUUCAUGUUUCCAGAUCUGAGCAAGGAUACUACCUGUAAGGAAGGGUUUUGCAAUAUAGAAAGAGAUAACAGCAUGAAGGUUCCACACACAUGUAUGCUACAUGCAUGAAAUUACAAGUCAGUGAUGCUUAAAAACACAGUGGCAAGCGAUGCGGUGGGAAAGGUCCUCCAGGCCAGGAGGGAAGAGAACGUGUUUGAGAAAUAAACAUUUAUGUGUGCCUUGUACCAAG